Molecule: messenger RNA, 390 nt
Organism: Hyaloperonospora brassicae
Lineage: Eukaryota; Oomycota; Peronosporomycetes; Peronosporales; Peronosporaceae
Source: the annotation of a GenBank genome assembly
AUGCGCGUCUAUCCCGGCAUUCUACUGACUGCAGCUCUCCUUGCGACAUCAAACAGCGCUUCUACAGCCAGUGACACGCCCCCAUCUGUCUCGCGAGAGGCAGCGGAGAAGGCAGGAGGGUUUCGGCACAAGAUUCCUUUCAUUUACGGCAAUAUGACGGGAACUUUGGUGAUCACGAUCGAACCGGGCAGUCUUCGCUUGACGGGUAAAGAAGAUCCUGUUAUGAAUGGCACUCAAAUGGUCAAUUUUACGCGGAUCAAGGACUUAGAAUCGGGUGGAGAAGAUCGAACAUUAUUUGGGUCUGCUAUACUCUGGAACUAUGUGCUGAACAUCUUGGAGGUUAGAUACUUGCUUCGCGUGAUCAAAAAGUUUGCUGGCGUGUUCUCGUAG